This is a messenger RNA of Panicum hallii, 810 nucleotides long. RefSeq lists its product as uncharacterized. Bases 1 to 537 code for a protein of 178 amino acids. The record is from RefSeq and is a predicted model, not a curated record. Lineage: Eukaryota; Viridiplantae; Streptophyta; Magnoliopsida; Poales; Poaceae. Gene Ontology annotation, molecular function: enzyme inhibitor activity. The transcript has a single exon.
AUGGCCGGAGCCCGCGCGGCGCUCAUCGUCCUGGCGGCGGCCGUCGUCGCGCUCCAGCUGGCGUCGCCCGCCACCGGCAACGCGGCGGUGGCGGAGGUGUGCAAGAACACGCCGUUCCCGGACCUGUGCACGGGGUCGACGACGAAGCACGCGGAGAAGUACGAGACGGUGGACCCGCUGACGGUCCUGGGGAUGCAGGUGGACGCGUUCAAGAAGCGGGUCCGGGCGGCGAGCCGGCGCGCGAAGAAGGAGGCCAAGAAGGCCGCCUCCCCGGAGCAGAAGAGGGCGCUGAACCUGUGCAAGACCUUCUACCUGGACGCCGGCGACAACCUCGGCGCCUGCAAGCGCGCCAUCGUCUUCAAGGACGGCGUCACCAUCCGCGCCACCAUGAGCAUGGCGGCGCAGGACAUGCAGAACUGCGACGAGGAGUUCAGGAAGGCCGCCGCCAAGAACCCCGUCUGCGACCUCAACAGGUCGCUCGUCGAGAUGGCCGAGAACUGCCGCGUGCUCUCCAAUAUGAUCCCCACUACUAGCUGAAGCGCGCUCGCUUGAUUCUUUUUCUUCUUUAUUUAUCCUUUUUUUCCCCUCUUGGACCCGAUCGAUGUCAGUCGUCGUCGAGCUGGACGUACGCAUGCCCCUGCCCAGUCCGUGCGGCCGGGGCGCGUGUCCUUCUUUUUCCCGUUGCCUCGUGCGCGCCAUGGCUUGAGAUCGAUCGACCGUGGGCAUGGCACGGCUCGUCGAGAGGCGUGGCGCGCAUGAAGGGCGCCCUAACCGGCUAAUUAUUUUUUGCUUCUUUAAACCAGUCAUCAA